Molecule: messenger RNA, 2969 nt
Organism: Polyodon spathula (Mississippi paddlefish)
Lineage: Eukaryota; Metazoa; Chordata; Actinopteri; Acipenseriformes; Polyodontidae
Product: cationic amino acid transporter 2-like
Exons: 13
Coding region: 226-2052 (608 amino acids)
Biological process (GO): amino acid transport; transmembrane transport
Cellular component (GO): plasma membrane
Molecular function (GO): amino acid transmembrane transporter activity
Source: RefSeq, a predicted model, not a curated record
ACAUCACUAUAGAGUAAACAGAGUUUGAACUAUUUACUCCAUCUACACUGAACAAAACUCUGGGCUCUGGAUAAAGACAUCUCAAUCUCUGCUGGCUUCCCUGCAAAGAGAUGUUAAAGUAAACAGAACAAUGCCAGAGGAAGAGGGAUACUGCAGGGAGAAGAUCCAGAGGAACAGAGAGUAUUAAGACUAAUCACAGAAGCUAAGGCUUCGGGAUAGCAGACCAUGAAGCCUUGCAAGAAGGUGCAGUCGUUCGUGAGCAGUCUCUCCCGUAGGAAGCCCCUGACCACAGACGGAGAAACCAACCUCUGCCGCUGUCUGACCACCAUUGAUCUGGUGGCCCUGGGGGUGGGCAGCACACUGGGAGCUGGAGUCUACGUGCUGUCAGGAGAGGUGGCGAGGUCAACUGCAGGGCCCAGCAUUAUCAUCUGCUUUCUGGUCGCUGCCAUCGCCUCCAUCUUCGCCGGCUUGUGCUAUGCAGAGUUUGGCUCCAGAGUACCCAAGACAGGGUCGGCUUAUUUGUACAGCUAUGUGACUGUUGGGGAAUUGUUGGCAUUCAUCACAGGAUGGAAUUUAAUACUUUCUUAUGUGAUAGGCACUUCAAGCGUUGCAAGAGCAUGGAGUGGCACUUUUGAUGACCUGAUUGGCAAUCAGAUGGCUCGUUUUCUUAGCAAACAUACUGGAAUGGGGUUGCCGGGUUUGGCUCCCUAUCCAGACUUCUUUGCCGCUGGCCUCAUCAUGCUGCUAGCAGGUCUCCUUGCAUUUGGAGUGAAGGAGUCGGCCAUUGUGAACAAAGUCUUCACAGGGAUCAACAUCCUGGUCCUAGUGUUUGUUAUUAUCAGUGGAUUCAUCAAAGGAGAUCUCAAGAACUGGGAAAUUGGCAAAGACAUCCUUCUGAACGCUACAAUAGAGGCCAGGAACCUGUCCUCCUCUGUCAAUGUGACCAGUGCGUUUGGUGUGGGAGGGUUUUUCCCGUAUGGUUUCGAAGGCACUCUGGCUGGAGCUGCUACCUGUUUCUACGCUUUUGUUGGGUUCGACUGCAUCGCCACUACAGGGGAAGAGGUGAUUAACCCCCAGAAGUCCAUCCCUAUUGGGAUUGUCACCUCCCUGGUAAUCUGCUUCCUGGCUUACUUUGGCGUCUCGGCCGCGCUGACCCUCAUCCAGCCGUAUUACCUGCUCAGCACGAACAGCCCACUGCCUGUAGCCUUCGAAUAUAUCGGAUGGGGACCGGCUAAGUACGUGGUGGCUGUGGGCUCUCUCUGUGCGCUGUCCACAAGUCUUCUAGGGUCCAUGUUCCCGAUGCCCAGGGUUCUCUUUGCCAUGGCCAGGGAUGGAUUACUCUUCAAAGCCUUGGCUAGAGUCAGUUCACGCCAGAGUCCAGUUAUAGCAACCCUCUCAUCUGGAACAGUAGCUGCUAUCAUGGCUCUCCUGUUUGAUCUGAAGGCCCUGGUCGAUAUCAUGUCCAUUGGAACUCUCUUUGCAUAUACAUUGGUUGCCAUUUGUGUCCUAAUCCUCAGGUACCAGCCUGAUUUCAGUAAAGAUGAUCCAAAGAAAGAAGGGGGUGGGUCCAAACUUUGGUUCUUAAACCCCCCUUCAUACCCAACUCGUCAGACAUCCACCCUAGUGUCUUACAGCACAGUACUGAUAGCCGUCCUAGUCACUGGCCUGAGCGUGGUGCUGGCAAAGGCAAUACAAUCCAUACUGGAUAAGGAAGUGUGGAGCAUCAUCUUUGUGGCCGUUCUUCUUCUGCUAAUCAUCUUCUGCAUCAUAAUCAUCUGGAGACAGCCCCAGAGCCCAAUCAAAGCCUCCUUCAUGGUCCCCUUCCUGCCGCUGCUUCCUGUUGUGAGCGUCUUUGUGAAUGUGUAUCUGAUGGUGCAGCUCGGAGGUGACACCUGGAUUCGAUAUGCUGUCUGGAUGGCGAUAGGAUUCCUCAUUUAUUUUGGCUAUGGGAUUCGUCAUAGUGAGUAUAGAAAGCUUCCCCCAAUCCAGGACCAGGUCAAGAUUGACACGAUCGCAUUGGACGGAGACGUAAUCAAACAGCAUCGCUUCUGAACAUGAGAGAUCCAGAAGGAAUGGAAUCAGAGACCAACUGGUUUAACAAGAUAUAGAGACUGUCCCUUUAAAAGAAAUAAUUGCAUUCUGCAAUUGCUAAGUGCUAAUUAAAAAUCUUAGCACAGGUAGAGGUAAACUAAAAAGACCUUAAAGGGGAAGCAAUUGUGGGCUCUCCGCAUUUCUAGGCCACGUUAUAGUCCAAUAUCAAGUACCCCAGAGUGCUGUGAAGGACUCGUUCCUCCUUUCAGCUUGUCUGGCAUAUGGUUGCAGUUCAAAUCACACUGGUAAACAAAAAGGCCUUUGUGGAGAAAAUCUCUGUACCAGGCAUUUAGUACUAAGGGAUAUUUAGAAAUUUAUUGAGAAACUAAAAUGUUUUACUAGUUAUGUGUAUUAUAUUAAUUCAGAAUAAUGUUUGACAGCCCUACAAAACCAAACCAAACAUUGACAUCUUACUUUUAAAUGCAGUAUUAAAAAACCAAGCAUUUGCACAGAUAGAGAAUGUGGUACAGUUAGAGCAAAGAUGUUUUACAGCUUGUGAUAAACAACCCAGAGGCCUAGUUAACAGGAUGAUGAAAAUGAAUGGAGGCAGCAAGAUAGAUUCCAAUGGAAUACCUGACAAUCCUGUGUGUGGUACCACAGCUUAUACAAAACCACGAUAUUCUCUUUUAAAAGACUGAUACAAUACAAAAUCCAGGACAUUCUAGUAGGGAUUCCAGUUUUGGUUGGAACUGUUACAUGUAAAAUGUAGUACAUACUUAAUGUAACUAAUGUAAUCUGACUAAAUUCAAAUGAAAAGUGCUCACAGUAUUUGUAUUCCAAUCAUGUGCCAGCUAUUGAUGUGCAGUAUCAUUUAUGUGUAUUUUAAAAUGAUCUAUAAUGAUCUAAAAUCAUAUAUAAAAUGUAUCUAUGCAACUAAA